Haplochromis burtoni (Burton's mouthbrooder) is the source of this 2205-nucleotide messenger RNA. It is a transcript of the gene qpct, whose product is annotated as glutaminyl-peptide cyclotransferase. Gene Ontology annotation, molecular function: glutaminyl-peptide cyclotransferase activity; zinc ion binding. Bases 58 to 1185 code for a protein of 375 amino acids. Lineage: Eukaryota; Metazoa; Chordata; Actinopteri; Cichliformes; Cichlidae. The transcript is spliced from 7 exons. The record is from RefSeq and is a predicted model, not a curated record.
GAGUCCUCCCUCCUGCUCUUCACAUGAUCUGAAAGCUUUCACAGAGGAGAGACAGGAAUGUGCAAAGGAGCGACUACAUCAGUGGCUGAUCGAAGCCACGCUGCCUCCACAAUGUCUUUAUUUCACACUGUGGCUGUCUGCGUGACCCUCAUCCACUACACCAACGGAAUCCCAUGGACAGAAGAAAAGUUGUACCACACAGCUGUCACGCUAACACAGGAUGAGAUCCGCGCUGCCCUGUCGCACACUGAUGUAGAGCAAAUGUGGCAGAGGGACCUGAGACCACUGCUCGUUACCAGGUAUCCAGGGUCUGCUGGCAGCCAGGCUGUGCAGGACCACAUCAAAACAACCCUCGGUUCGCUCGGAGCACAGUGGGACGUUACAGAGGACAAGUUUGUGUCACAAACACCAUAUGGACCUCUGCCCUUCACCAGCCUAAUUGCCACCCUGAACCCAUCAGCCAAACGCCGCCUGGUCCUAGCCUGUCACUACGACUCCAAGUACUACCCACCACAAUGGCACGGAAGAGAGUUCCAAGGAGCCACGGAUUCUGCCGUUCCCUGUGCCAUGAUGUUGGAGCUGGCAAGAGCCCUGGAUCUGGAUCUGAAAGCUCACAAGAGCUUAAAUUCCAACCUGACCCUGCAGUUACUCUUCUUUGAUGGGGAGGAGGCUCUUUUUCAGUGGACCGCCACAGACUCCCUGUAUGGCUCUCGCCACCUUGCCCAGAAGAUGGAGGCCACCGCGCAUCCUCCAGGAGCCGCAGACACCAACCAACUGCACGGCAUUGAUCUGUUUGUGUUGUUGGAUCUGAUCGGCGCUCCCAGUCCUCGCUUUGGCAACCAGUUUCCAAGCACAACAGCCUGGCUCUCCAGACUUCAGCACAUCGAAAAGCGUCUUCACUCCAUGAGCCAGCUGGUGGACCAUCCUAACAGCGUGCAGUAUUUCUGGCCAAAUCACCAUGUGGGCCAUGUGCUGGAUGACCAUAUACCUUUCCUAAACAGAGGUGUUCGGGUCCUUCACCUUAUCCCCUCCCCCUUUCCGUCUGUGUGGCACACGUUUGAUGACAACGAGCAAAACCUGGACCGUUCCACUAUUGAGAACCUCAAUAAGAUCCUGCAGGUUUUUGUUUUGGAGUACCUCAGCGCCAGACCCACCGUUCCUUCAAAUCCACAGAAUGCCCCCUAAAGCUCCCUGUAAACCCUUCAUCCUUUGAUGUCUCACUGUAGUAAAGAUCCUCAGCUGCCACUUUAAAGACACAGAGCAUUCACUGCAUUAACCUCUAUUUAUAUACUGAGACGCAUAUGUACUGCUUAACUUAAUGACUGAGAUAAAAGGGUUAAAUUGUGUGCAUCAGACGAGUGCUUGUUGUAGAGAACAUUUUCCAUAGAUGAUCUUUAGAAAUAUUGAUCUAACCUGCAUUUUUAUUUUGAAAGUCUGAAAGUUGUAUGCGUGUAAAAUGAAAGAUGAGGCUCAUCAGAGAGACUAAGGCUUCAUAGCUUCUUCAUUUCAAGCCCCCAGCAACAAUUCGAGCACAAAGGACCAUCAGUGUGUUUCUGCAACACUGCUCUCUUUGUAUCAGUCAAAGGCCUUCCUUAUACCGCGAGGAUUCAUCUCAGCGCCAACACUAACAUCGAGGAUCUUUACCACGCCUCAAAAAGUCGAAAUAAGAGCAGCGCUGUGUUAAAAACAGUUUUCAUUUUACACACUUUCUCAGUAACAAUGAAGUAAAUGAAGCCACUAAGAUCUAAAUUGGAGAUAAUUUCAUUAUGGAUUGCUUUUGGAAUGCCCUCAAACACUUGCUUAUAGUCAUUUGAUGACAUUCAGAAUCCCCAGUCGGGCAUGCUGUGUGAGAAAUAUAGUCAGACCACCCACACAGCUGCUACCAAACAUAUUGAGUAUAUGGCGACACACAUGCCACACUGUGCGAAAUUUCCCCUCCUAUAUUAAACCUGUUCGGUGUUUAGAGAACAAACCUGUCAGUAGCAGGAAGUGUGGUUAAUUUGUACUAAAACAACAUCUUUAGCCUUUUAUAUCCUCUCAUCUUAGGUGAAGUGGAUGACUUCCUGUGCUGAUGUUUCAUGUGCCUGUCUUUGUUUAUAUGACGUUAUUAGCUUGGUUUUAAUGUAAAUGCCAGAAUAAUAUACUCUGCCAAAACUGGACUUCCUGUAUUUGGAGACUGAAAUAAAUGUUGAUUCAGAAAACAAA